Messenger RNA from Emys orbicularis (European pond turtle), 2793 nucleotides. It is a transcript of the gene SCAMP5, whose product is annotated as secretory carrier membrane protein 5. The transcript has 7 exons. The record is from RefSeq and is a predicted model, not a curated record. Bases 145 to 852 code for a protein of 235 amino acids. Gene Ontology annotation, cellular component: recycling endosome membrane; trans-Golgi network membrane. Gene Ontology annotation, biological process: protein transport. Lineage: Eukaryota; Metazoa; Chordata; Testudines; Emydidae.
GGGGCGCGGAACCGGAGCUGCCUGCCCGGGACGGGGAAGGGCUGCGGGGCCUGACGCUCUGCACUGCACGGGCGCUGCAGGGAGUUUUGGCAGAGGUGCAAGCUGUUCUCUAACUUAGCUGCGGAGUAGAGACGGACAGACACCAUGGCAGAAAAGGUGAACAAUUUUCCUCCACUCCCAAGAUUCAUCCCCUUGAAGCCAUGUUUCUACCAGGAUUUUGAUGAUGACAUUCCACCACAGCAUCGAACCUUGGCCAAGCGCCUUUACUACCUCUGGAUGUUGAACAGCAUCACCUUGGCAGUGAAUCUGAUUGGCUGCCUCGCAUGGCUGAUUGGAGGCGGUGGAGCUGUUAAUUUUGGACUGGCAAUUCUCUGGCUCCUUCUCUUUACACCCUGCUCCUAUGUCUGCUGGUUUAGACCUAUUUACAAAGCCUUCAAGACAGACAGUUCUUUCAGCUUCAUGGCUUUCUUCUUCACCUUCAUGGCCCAGCUGGUGAUCAGCAUUAUCCAGGCAGUGGGGAUCCCUGGCUGGGGAGUCUGUGGCUGGAUUGCAGCAAUAUCCUUCUUUGGGACCAACGUGGGUGCAGCUGUGGUGAUGCUUAUCCCCACCAUCAUGUUUACAGUCGUGGCAGUCUUCUCCUUCAUUGCCCUCAGUAUGGUGCAUAAAUUUUACCGGGGCAGCGGAGGGAGUUUCAGCAAAGCGCAAGAAGAGUGGACCACGGGAGCUUGGAAGAACCCGCAUGUACAACAGGCAGCGCACAAUGCGGCAGUCGGUGCUGCACAAGGGGCCACGAUGCAGCAUGAAACACCGUAUUCUGCCACCCCUAACUACACCUAUUCCAAUGAGAUGUGAUCAGAAGACUCUGUCCUGAGGGGUGGGAGAGAGGGAGAAUACUGCUGAGCCAAGUCUGUGUAAGCAUUUCAACAAGGGAAGUGUAAGAUACUUGAUUUUUCCCUCUACUCUAGAACAGGGUAUUUUUUGUUUGUUUUUUUCUGAUUCUCUUUUCUCAUUUUGAAGAAGCUGUGAGUUGACCUGCAGGACACUUGUGCUGUGCAGUAGUAACUGUGUGCUUGUGUUCCCCCGUGAAGUAGUGUACGGUGGUGAUUUUUAAAUUACUGUGGUGAUAGGUGUAUGUUUAUAACAUCAGCAAAAAAAAAAAAAAACCAACAAGCUCACUAAAAUGUCAAGAGCAAAACUGAAGAUCCCUGACAACUUGGGAGUUCCAGUGGCUAAUACUUCCAGUUGCUAAUGUGUGGUUAGUAGUGGCAGCCUCUAGCGAGGACUGGUACCAGUUUAUCCAAUCCCAGGAAUUCUCCUUUUUCUUGUAGCAGGUUACUAGCUGAUUUAGCACUUAAAUUCUCUGAAGCCAGUCCAUAUCCUCCCUCCUAGGUUCAGAGAAAACAGGUUCUCCUAACACAUGGUGUUGUAAUAAUUUAUUCUUCGAUGUAUUGUGAGGAAUACAGUAUUGGUGUGUAACUGUACAGCAAGAGCCCCAAGGCAAUGCUGGGAAUUUGCCCUGUUGAAUUGUAGCGGACCUUCCCAUUAGUGUGAAACUUUGGUACAUUCCAGAAGCUCCGGACUGAGUUCCAUGCUCUGAGCCAUAUAUUUUUAAGGUGUUCCGGUGGGGAAAAGUGAUUGUAAAAUUGGCGCUGUGUUUUUCAACAGAUCUACUCUUCGGCAUAGUAAGGGCCAAAUCUUGUUACUAGACACAUUGCUUCAAUGGUAUUGCUUAUGUUGUAAAUAGUGUGAACAGAAUUUGGCCCUAUAAAUUAUCAUCUGCUGGUGUUAGGCUCCUUUGAAAACCAGAGCCUAAGGGAAUGAAGUGCCCAACUUCCCUUGAAAUUCAGUGGGAUCAGGCUUGCUUGCAAAUCCCAACCUUAAUGUCCAAGAAGUGUUUACUCCUGUUGGCCCUGAAAACCCCAUACAGCUAGGGGAGAGCGAGUUGGAUUCAGAUGUCAUGCACUUUGUCAGUGCAGUGGUCAACUAAACUUGCACUGCACAUUUGCUGAUACAAAAUGCAGAAGAAAACAACAACUUCAAUUGCAGAUCCUGGCUGGAAUUUACGGCCCUGGCGGUUAAAAGAAAAUGGAUGUUACUGGGAAGGAAUAGGGGUGAAAUAUGCUUAUUUUUAGAGAGAGACAUUUUAGACUUUGAAUGCACUUUAAGUAGGGAGGCCAGAUUUUCUCCAAACCAUAAUCAGAAAUUAGUUCAAAUUUAAUCUAAUCUGGCCCCUUUGAUCAAGUGUCUCCUUUCUUCCCUGAUCAAUGCUCCCCAAAGUCUUAAACAUGUAGCAGGCAAAUGGUGGUCCUGUAAUUUAGCAACCCAACAUUCCACAGCUUAUUAGUUUUCUAGUUGCCCUGCUUUUCAGGCCAUCAAAACCCCAUCUCUUAGCUGUCUAAUAAUGUCUGUAUAUGAAAUAUAUAUGCAAGAAUUAUGCCAAUAUGAAUGAUUUUUUUCCAGCAAAGCCAACCAAGAAUAAAGAAGUUUCCUUUUUAAGGAUGCAACUUAAAUAAUUCUGCAGCAGCCAGUUGUCUUUUGACAAGGCUGUGAAAUAAAGGUAUGAUAAAAAUGUAUAUAUCUUAUGGAGGAAAGGAAGCCUUCACUGAGCCUAUUAUAUACUUAAUCAGAUUUUAAAUAUUGUGCAAUUAAUUAUAGCUAGUCUAAAAUGUAUUCUACCAAACCUUGUGGUCUGUUAGUCCCCUGGUUGAGAAUGUACAAAUUAACAGUGAUUAUUUCGCCUUCUGUAUUUAUUGUAAGAAAGACAAGCUAUUAAAACAAGCAGUAACACAAACA